Messenger RNA from Arvicanthis niloticus (Nile rat), 6394 nucleotides. Lineage: Eukaryota; Metazoa; Chordata; Mammalia; Rodentia; Muridae. The record is from RefSeq and is a predicted model, not a curated record.
GCCUGGCGAAGGCGCGGAGGCGAGCGCGGAGGAGAGCAGCCGCUGGCGCCGCCGUAACCGUCAGGGCAUCAGGAUGGCGGUGGGCUCUGUCAAGAUGCAGCCGCCUUGCGAGAGCCCGGCCCUGGCCUCGGGGGCCCCGGCCGACGGCCCCCUGCGCCGCAGCCCGAGCGCCCGGGAGCCGGAGCGCGAGCCGCCCGCCGCGUCCCUGCGACCGCGCCUCAGGGACCUGCCUGCGCUGCUGCGGAGCGGGCUCACGUUGCGGAGGAAGCGGAGCGCCGCCGGGGCCCGGACUCUUUCAAGAAGAAUUUCCAAUCCAUACCUUGAACAUAGUCCUUCUCAGAUUUAUGGAGAGAAUUCUUCUUGUGCAGGAAGAGCAUUAAGGAAUAUUAUUAUCGUUCAAGCAGCUGACCUGGUAAAGGACAGAGUGAAUCUCAAGGGGUUUUACAGGAGAAGCUGCGUGGGGUCAGAGCUGGUCGACUGGCUCCUGGAACACUGUCCUUUUGUCCAGUGUAGAUCUAUGGCCAUUGGGGUCUGGCAGCUCCUACUGGAUAUGGGGAUUAUGUCAUCAGUGGACCAACAUCUAUACUUCCAAGAUAAUUACGUUUUCUACCAGUUUUCUUCGGAUGAAUGCAGCUACCUGUACUGUGAAUUUGAAAGAGAGGAAGAGUGGCAGAAGGGAGUGAAGCUUUUGCUGGAGCUUGUGCAUCUCAUCCCUGCGAGAGCUGGCAUCUGUGACCUGUCUCACCAGAAAGCGGAAGACUCGGAAGAAAGCAGCGAUGAAAUUCUUGCUCGGCUAACGUCUGCGGUGCAGAGAGAGCUAGCGGCUGUUAUUGCUUUGAAAGCAAGAAAGUCUGCAAUUGAGCAAGAUGAUGAAAACGCUGACAAGCACGUGACUGUGACGGAGGCUAACGACAGUCCCGAUCCUCAGGCUGGGGUCAUGUGCAAGCUUCAAGAGAGAGAUGAUAUCGGACGUAUUGAGCUGGUCCACAAGCUGACAAGAGAAAACUGUCAGCUUUUACAGACAGACAAAAAAGAAUCGGAGAAGUUGGAACAGCAAGAUGAUGAAGUGACGAUGGUUCAGGUUAAAGAGCAAGGCCAGAGUGUGCUGGUGCUGAAGAAAGUAGCAAGCUGUGGCCCAGCCCCCACCACGGGGAGUACAGAGAGCGACGCGAGAUAUGUGGUGGUGUCUGGGACCCCGGAGAAAAUCUUGGAGCACCUUUUGAAUGACUUGCACCUGGCAGAGGUUCAGCACAAAGAAACAGAGACACUCCUUGACGACUUCCUCCUCACGUACACCGUAUUCAUGACAACUGAUGACUUGUGCCAGGCUCUGUUAAGACACUAUUCUGCUAAGAAGUAUCAAGGGGAAGAAGAAAACUCAGAUGUCCCUUGUCGGAAGCGCAAGGUCUUGCAUCUGGUUUCCCAGUGGAUUUCUCUGUACAAGGACUGGCUUCAUGAAGAUGAACAUUCAAAAAUGUUUCUAAAGACCAUAUACAGGAACGUGCUGGAUGACGUGUAUGAGUAUCCGAUUCUUGAGAAAGAGCUCAAAGAGUUUCAGAAGAUACUUGGCAUGCAUCGCCGUCACACCGUUGAUGAAUACUCACCACAGAAGAAGAAUAAAGCCCUUUUCCACCAAUUCAGUCUUAAGGAGAACUGGCUUCAGCACAGAGGAACUGUGGCUGAAACAGAGGAAAUUUUUUGCCACGUGUAUAUAACGGAACAUUCCUACAUCAGUGUGAAGGCAAAAGUUUCUAGUACAGCCCAGGAGAUCCUGAAGGUCGUGGCUGAGAAGCUGCAGCGUGCCGAAGAGGAUCUGGCUCUGGUGGCCAUUACGUUCUCUGGAGAAAAGCAUGAAUUUCAGCCAAAUGACUUGGCCAUUUCCAAAUCCCUGGAGGCAUCUGGUCGGAUAUACGUCUACCGGAAAGAUCUGGCUGACACUCUGAAUCCUUUGGCAGAAAAUGAGGAAUCCCAGCAAAGGUCGACAAGGAUCUUGGGAAUGAACACUUGGGACCUGGCUCUGGAAUUAAUGAGUUUUGAUUGGAGUCUGUUCAACGCAAUCCACGAGCAAGAGCUGAUCUACUUCACAUUCAGCAGACAGGGGAGCGGAGAGCACACUGUGAACCUCAGCCUUCUGCUCCAGAGAUGUAACGAGGUCCAGCUCUGGGUAGCUACGGAGAUUCUGCUCUGCAGCCAGCUAGGCAAGCGUGUGCAGCUGGUGAAAAAAUUCAUCAAGAUUGCUGCUCAUUGCAAAGCUCAACAGAACCUAAACUCUUUCUUUGCCAUCGUGAUGGGUCUCAACACCGCCUCUGUCAGCCGGCUGUCACAGACCUGGGAGAAAAUCCCUGGGAAGUUUAAGAAACUUUUCUCUGAACUUGAGAGUUUAACGGAUCCUUCCCUAAACCACAAAGCCUACAGGGAUGCAUUCAAAAAGAUGAAGCCGCCAAAAAUCCCUUUCAUGCCCUUAUUGCUUAAAGAUGUAACAUUUAUUCAUGAAGGAAAUAAAACAUUCUUGGAUAAUCUCGUCAAUUUUGAAAAGCUGCACAUGAUUGCAGACACUGUCCGAACCCUGAGACACUGCAGGACUAACCAGUUUGGAAGCGACGUGUCUCCAAAGGAGCAGCAGGAGCUGAAGUCCUAUGUCAACCACCUAUAUGUCAUCGACAGCCAGCAAGUCCUGUUUGAGCUCUCUCACAGGCUGGAGCCUCGAGCCUGAGCUGGUGCCAAUCUGCCCUGCAUCUGCAACACUCGGAGCAAGCGACGGCCUCCGUUCAGCAUGUUACUUCCUGCAAGAAAAGAGGUUGCUGAGUUUUAUCAGCAUACCGUGAGACAAGUGCAGGAAAGCCAGCCAGAGCACGUUCAGGAAGUGAUGUCAGCCAGCAGAGGCGGGAAAGCUUCCCCCAACUGCUUGUCAGGGAGAAGACAGGAGUCAGAGCAUCCUUGGAACAGGGUGUUCCUUACAAUGACGAUUUCAUUCCUGUCCAAGUUUUAGCUUAUGAUGUGUCGGCAUUAGGAGGGGAUUGUUCAUACAGCAGGAAGGACUGUCACUCUGCUUGGUCACCUUACUGCUGAUUGGCUAUUAAGAGACUGGAACACCUGUGGACAGCAAAGGCAUCUCCAGCCUCCAGAUGUCCAGGAAGAGGAGAGGCCUUUGUUGCUAUAAACUUAACAUCACCCUGGAGGGGAUGUCCUUCUGUGCAAAUAAGAAAUGCCUGGCACACACUUCUUUGCAUCCACAAUCAUUUACCAAUGUAUACACAGAUGAACUAGUUUCUGUACCACUGAUGUACUUCUGUGAGCAAGGUAGACUGGGUUUCUCAACCAAUAAGGAGCUUGGCAUUGUUCAUUUUCUAUGAACUUCCUUUAGAUAUAUUUUUGUUGUUGUUGAGUGCAAUUUUCAGAAAAACACAGGGCCUGGAUCGUGGGUACUCAGUGUCAUCUUACUGGGAUGACAGAAUUUCCAGUUUCUGCAUUCUGGUGUCUGAGGGAGCCUUGGUGUCUGACAUUACUCCACCAGGCUCCUUGCCUACAGGAUGCAGAACAUCAGCCCGUGAGGGAGGGUGAAUGAAGCUGAGUAUAUGAAGUUUAACAGUUAGCUUGCUAGACUCAGUAACUGAAAAGUAUCCAGAGAUGCCUAAAAUCUCACUUACUUGGGGAGUCAGAUCCCCGUCUACUUCCCAAGUAAAGCCAGGUUAUUCUGCGGUUUGCCUUUUACCUUCUCAUUCUUUGUUUUUACAAAUUGGGCCUCAUAUACCAAAUAAGACCUCUUAGAAUUCUCAAGGACUGGUUAGAGGAUUUUCCUGAAUCCUCAAGUAAGCAAAAAGCUUGUGGUUAAAACAAGCCUGCUCUCCCACAAGCUAGACACUAGUUCCUUCACUGUGUGCAAAUCCCCGUCUGAGUAUUUGGUCUGUGCAUUUGCAGUCUUGAGUAUGGGUAUGCUGUUCACACCCUUGGGGGUCGGGAGUGGAAGGCUGUGUCCACACAGACCUGCCGCUUACUCUCUUCAGCACCUGGUCUAUUCUCAUUACCAAGGUCUGAGCUAUGCCCAUUGCUACCUGACUUCCUGGGAGCUAUGCUGUUCCCUGGUCUUGGACCAGGGAAACCCUGUUUCUACAGGCCUGAGACACUGCUCAAAGGAACUAUAUGGGAAAACCUUGGUAGAGUUUUCAGAGAGAUUGCAUCUGAUCUAGCAUGCAAAAAUCUCAGCUGCAGAAACAUACAGGAGAUUAUAGAAACACCCCCAACUAAGGGUGAUUCACUCAGAACAUGUUUCACAGGUCUGAGGGCUGGUGCAUGAAACCAGAGCCACAGAACCAGAGAGCAGGCUGUCCUGAUGUGAGGACAAGCACAGCCUCUGAGGACAGCACACACUUACAGCACAAACACAUGUCUUCCCUCCAAGCUAACAACUGGCACUGGGCUAGUGUAUCAUACCAAGCCAUUUUGACAUUGUCUGAGUUCUAACUGAGGGCAUUAACACUAGCUGUACGUUACUUCAAGCAGAGCCUUACCUUUAGAACUCAUCGUAGAUGGAGAUCUGUUUCAGUAGAACACUGCCUGUCUAGGCUCCAGCUCGGCUGGUCUACACAAGCCACACACGGCUGCAUCAUGCUUAGCACACUAGAGAAAUCUGCAGGACAUGAAUGGGAAUAGUCCUGCAGAGCAUGGGAUGAGACUGCUUUUCCCUCCAAAACAAAAGUCAGAUGGGAUUUCGUUUUCCCAUUCUGUCUCUUUAAAAACUCUCUAAAUCCUUCUCAACUUUAACACCAUGUUAAAGGGAUUUCUCAGGCAGCACAUUUAGGAACUUCAGAAGCUUCACAGAUACUUAAAUCUAAAACUAAAGAAAAUUUCAGAACGAUCAAACCCUGUUUCCACAGGCUCUUCCUAAGGAAUCCAAGCAGUGUAUAGAUGUCGACAGGAGUCGGCACUCCUAUGCAUAGGAUAACCCGGCUCCUUCUCCAAAGCCUCCAAGCUGUUCCGAGACUCAGUGCUACUGUCCUUGAAGAGUGGACCAGAAGAUGUCUAAGGUCUCUCUGGUUCUCCUUUGGAUUUUUAUGAUUUCAUGAAUCUCCAUUCCCUCCCUUGACCUUGUAUAAUUGGCAUCUUCGUCAGUGAGUGAUACCUGGACCUCUUUCUGUUGACAACAUAGCCCUCCAAGGGGUUCCAUGGGUCUUUGGAUUCUGUUCCUGCAAAGGAGCUCUGCUUGCAAGUUCCUACCAGAGUCAGAACACAAGUCUAUCUAGGGAGAGUCAUAAACUUUCCAAACAUUUCCAAGGAUUUGCACACACAUUUGCAGAUGUCCCACGGCCUCCAAGUGUGAACUUGCCGAAUGGUUACUGUAGCACACGGCGUAACCCAAGCUCUACCUUUUCUAGUAUCCUUAAUUGCAUUGAGAAUAAAUUCCUUUCCCUACUCCAAUAGCUACAAACAAGCAGUGUGACACAUACUUUGAACUUAGAGGCAUAAGAAUAAAGUCCUACACCUCCUAGUUUGUAGGGAGGUAUUUCAUAGACAGACAGUCAUUUGAGUGAGGAAGUGUGGUAUGGACACGUGGCUGCUUGUGGAGACUUCUUAUCUGGGAGCUCUCGUGGCUGCCUGAGAGCCAGCCCUGUGGUUUUGCACAGACAACACCUGCACUGCAAAGCCUGAACCAAACGGCACAACCCACACAAGCUUAUCAGAAUUGGGCGAAAUCAUUAAGUUUAGAAGACAAGGGCCACUGUAGCUGUCCAGCAUAGAAUUUCUUCUCAACCUCAAAGACAUGUCCCUGAAAUUUCAGCCCUCUCAUUACUGAGUGGGCCAGUUUUGCUCUAGAGAUAAUACAUUUUGAAAAUUGCCAAAAAAAAAAAAAAAAAAAGUCAGAAGAAAUGUACUGUUGUAUAAAGCAAAGCUGUAUAUACUAAGCAUUUUUAGCAGAGUAAUAUUUAUUUGCAUAGCCUAUUUAUUGUAUUACGCUGUUAUUAAAUACCAGGAUGGAAUCAAUGACCAGAAGCAAGGACUCUUGCCUUUGGAUGUGUCAUUGCUUAGGACCGGCGUGAUGCUGUCAGCUUGGGAUAACAAUUAGAAGAUCGAGAGCCCACAGGCCGGGCAUCUACCUAACUUCUCAGGGACUACACCUUGUAGUUUUCCACCAUUGUAAGAGCUGGUAAAUAUGAAGCAUUUGUUGAAUUACCAGACUACCAUUGACAGUGUUUGAUUUCUCAUAGCUCUUGCUUUCUGCCUCUGUGUAUAUGACCGUGCUGUGUAUUUAUCGAAGUAGGAAGCAAUAAUUUAUAUGUAAAAAAAAAUGGCCAAGCAAUAUAAGGUUAAAAACUUACAUGAGUAACCAUUACCUUAUCUUGUAUUUUCAAGUGUUUUUUAAAUCUGCUUUUCCAAAUAUAAGACUAUGUUAAAGAUA